Arachis ipaensis is the source of this 1734-nucleotide messenger RNA. Its product is annotated as putative BOI-related E3 ubiquitin-protein ligase 3. NCBI's taxonomy places the organism in Eukaryota, Viridiplantae, Streptophyta, Magnoliopsida, Fabales, Fabaceae. Gene Ontology annotation, molecular function: ubiquitin-protein transferase activity. The record is from RefSeq and is a predicted model, not a curated record.
CUCUAUUCCCCUUCUUAUUCUCAUCAUCUUCAUCUUCAUCUCUCUCUCCUUGUCACUAGUCACUACUGCAGGGUUCUUAUCUGAUGCUCUGGAACUUACCAACUCCAUACUUAACUUAAUUAAUUAAUUAAUUAAUUUAUUUUCAUCUUCUAUUUUUUCGUGACUUCUCUUAUUACAAGGCAUUUAAGGUAUUAUUUCUUUUAUUCCAAUGCUUGUUGAUUCCUCUAUCGAUUUUGUGAUUCAAGCGUCUUAUCUUGUGUUACAGCUGUUAGCUACUAGCAUUGUGUUUUCGUCGGAGACAUCCAAGAUAUUUCUUACUAGUUCAGGAUACACAAGUGCUUCUCCAAGGAUAAUGUUGGGGCACAAAAAUGUCUUGGAUGAGGCUCGAUUUCAGUAUCAAACCAAUGAAGCAAAUCAACUGCAGUUGUUUGGGAAUAUACAAGCUGGAUGCAAUAUUGACCCUGUUAGUUAUGUUGGAAAUGAGUAUCUCAGCUCCAUGUUUCGAUCUAAUAAACGAAGCAGAGAAGCUGAAGAUAUAUCAAAGCAGCAAAAGCUUCAGAUUUCCUUAAAUUACAAUGUCUGUCAGGACGAAGCUGAUCGAUUGGCAAAUAUUCCAAAUCCAAAUCAAGUGUCAACAGGAUUGAGGCUUUCUUAUGACGAUGAUGAGCGCAAUUCUUCUGUUACUUCUGCUAGUGGUAGUAUGACUGCCGCACCUUCAAUCAUAUUAUCCCUUGGUGACAAUUUCAGAACCGAGCUUGAUAGGCAGCAAGAAGAGCUGGACCAGUAUAUUCAGCUACAGAAGGACCAAUUGUCAAAAGCAGUGAGAGAUAUGAAACAAAAACACAUGACCAGUGUCUUUAAUGCCAUUGAGAAAGGUGUUAGCAAGAAGCUAAGGGAAAAAGAUGCAGAGAUAGAGAACAUUAACCAGAAAAACAGGGAACUAGCAGAGAGAAUAAAACAAGUAUCCAUCGAAGCACAGAGUUGGCACUACAAAGCAAAGUAUAAUGAACAAGUUGUCAACGUAUUAAGGAACAAUCUCCAGCAAGCAAUUACACAAGGAGUCGAACAAGGAAAGGAAGGGUUCGGAGACAGUAGCGAAGUUGACGAUGCCACCUCAUAUAUCGAUUUGAAUAGCUUGAUCAGCAAUCCAGGUGCACGAAUGAAAUCUACUUUGAAGAAGCACCAAGGCAUAGAGAAUCUGAUGUGCAGAGAGUGCAGGGUGAAGGAGGUUUCCAUGUUGUUGAUGCCUUGCAGACACUUAUGCUUGUGUGACAACUGUGAUAGAUAUAUCAAUGUUUGUCCUGUAUGCCAAUUGAUGAAAACUCAAAGUGUCCAGGUGUAUCUGUCUUAACUUGCAAAGGGUAAGUAUUUAAAAGGGAAAAAAAUGGAAUAUGCAUGGCUGUUCUUGUGUGACUUGUUUACCUAAGAUGAAUUAUAAGUGAAGUUAUUGCAAAAUUCACAUCCAUAGAAUAUCAAUAUUCUCUAUUGAGAUUUCCUUGUGUUAACAGCUUUCCUCCUUUUCCUGUAAACUUUCCUAUGGAGCAUCUUUCCUCAGUGUGUUAAUAAUUGAUGCAUCAUGAACACAUGAAGAUUGGGCUGUAAAUAUUCUUUAAACCCUGUUGUUGGUUGUAUAAGAAGGAACAUUUGCUGCUCUAUGUUAAUAACUAUACCGAGUUUUGCAUCAUAUUUGGCAAAAUGGUUUUGAUGAACUAGCUCUUGCCUACACUUUUCUUA